This is a messenger RNA of Exophiala viscosa, 3814 nucleotides long. RefSeq names its product DNA damage-binding protein 1. Gene Ontology annotation, molecular function: protein binding; nucleic acid binding. The transcript is spliced from 3 exons. The coding region runs from base 186 to 3764 and encodes 1192 amino acids. NCBI's taxonomy places the organism in Eukaryota, Fungi, Ascomycota, Eurotiomycetes, Chaetothyriales, Herpotrichiellaceae. Gene Ontology annotation, biological process: proteasome-mediated ubiquitin-dependent protein catabolic process; DNA repair. The record is from RefSeq and is a predicted model, not a curated record. Gene Ontology annotation, cellular component: site of double-strand break; nucleus.
GUCUACUCUCAGCCUUCGUGCCCUGAUCAAUGGCUCUUAUGUAAGUACGAGCCUCAUCUUCGAACUAGGAGUCGGAGACGUUUCAAUUCUGCCUUACUUGUUCUCGUCUGUCAUGACCUGGAGCAGGAUUCUUUCAUCACCCACCAGCGUAACUCUGCCGGCCUGAUCGACCUCCCAUUACAACCAUGUCCUACGUCGUGCCUAUUCACCGUCCCAGCGGCGUGCGGCAUGCGAUCAAGCUGAACUUUCUGGGACCCGAUGCAGACACACUGAUAGUAGCGAAAGCCAACCGCCUGGAAAUCUACGAGCAAGGCACAGAAGGACUAUCACUAUUAUAUACGAAGACCGUCUAUGGCUAUAUCACGAUCCUCGAACGAUUCCGGCCAUCCUCUUCCAAGACGGAUCAUCUAUUCAUCGGCACGGAUCGCUAUCAGUAUUUCACGUGCUCAUGGGACGCAGACAUCAGACAGCUACGAACUGAGCAGAGUUAUGUCGACCUUGCAGAUAAAGUGCUGCGGGACUCAAGAGAGUUGGAUAGAUGUCACAUCGACCCUACAGGGAGGUUCAUGACAUUGGAGCUAUACGAUGGUGUUGUCACAGUGCUCGCCUUCGUGCAGCCGUCGAACAAGCGCGUUAAAAGAGAAAGUACUUCCAAUACACAAGUGGGCACGUUGGGUGAGCCAGUACAGGUCAGGAUCGAAGAGUUGCUGACCAGAUCGUCUGCGUUCGUGGAAAGCGACGACCCAAAGGAGAAUCCGAAGAUAGCGAUACUAUGGGAAGACAACCAGGAGAACCCACAAUUGAAGUUACGGGAGUUGAAGUACUACCCCGGCGGUGAGCAGGCGACGGCAGAUUUGGAGACGGUUGCUGAGUUGAAUGGCGAUCAACUCGACAAAGGAGUCAGCCAUCUGAUUCCGGUGGCAGCCCCAUACGGAGGCUUCAUCAUUCUUGGAGACCAUACGAUACGCUACGUCGACCGAGAACUACAAAAUGUUAUCGAGGAGCCGCUGGACGACAACGCCACGAUAUGGACGUGUUGGACGAAGAUUGACGACCAACGAUGGUUACUGGCCGAUGAUUUUGGCAGGUUAUUCUUCUUGAUGAUCGAGGUAACCGGAUUCGAGGUGUCAUCAUGGCGGCUGGAUCCCAUUGGCGAAGCAUCGAAAGCUUCAUGCUUGGUCUAUCUAGAUGAGGGUUAUGUCUUUGUGGGCUCCCACUCGGGUGACUCGCAAGUGGUACACAUUGAGGAGGGAGGGGUUCGUGUCGUUCAAACAUUCCCUAAUAUUGCCCCGAUACUGGAUUUUUCGAUCAUGGACCUUGGUAGAGGUAGUGAAGGCGGCCAGUCGCUUGAAUUCUCCUCAGGCCAGGCGCGAAUAGUCGCGGCUUCAGGAGCAUGGCAAGAUGGCACCAUACGGAGCGUAAGAAGCGGAGUUGGCCUGGAAGAGCUGGGCACAAUCGGUGAGCUAUCUCAUGUUACGGAUCUGUGGGGCUUGAGCUCGACAGGACAAAGCGAUGUGCACGACACACUUCUUGUCUCCUUCGUCACCGAGACACGAAUAUUCAGAUUCGACUCCGAAGCUUCAGUCGAAGAGGUGGAGGAGUUCCACCACCUAGAUCUCACCCAGCCGACACUCUACGCGGCAAAUCUUCCUGACAGGAGACUUGUACAAGUAUGUGAGGGCGGGCUGCGGAUCACGGACCUCGAAUCGAGUAUGCUCACACUUGAAUGGAGACCGCCCGAUGCAGCAGCCAAGAUCACAGCUGCAUGUGCAGACUCUGUGCACCUACUCGUGGUGGAAGGCGGUCACACCCUGCACGUAUUCCACGCAGCCAACAGCGAAUCGAAACCCACCAUCUCAAAGACGUUCCCCGCGGAGUCACAAAUGUCUAGCGUUACAGUCCCGGACUCAAACAGCAACGUGUGCAUUGUCUCCUUCUGGCAAACUGCAUCCGUCGCCAUUCUGGACCUACACUCGCUUGAAGUUUUGCAGUCGCAAAGCUUAGGCUCACCUGGUACGGACAUCCCGCGAUCAGUCCUGGUGGCCAACGUCCUGCCAGAUGCUCCACCCAACCUGUUCGUUGCCAUGGCCGACGGCACCGUCCUAUCGUACUCGUUUGACUCGACGAAGAACACGCUGUCGGGAAUGACGAGGAUACUGCUCGGCACAGAACCAGUAUUCUUCAAGCAACUACCCAAGGAUCCCCAGUCAGGCUCGACACUCUCCAACAUUUUCGCAUCGUGUGAACAGCCGUCUUUGAUUUAUUCCUCCGAAGGACGAAUCAUAUACUCAGCCGUCAACGCCGAGAGCGCUUCUCGCGUGUGCAAUUUCAACUCUGAAGCGUACCCGGGUGCGAUCGCCAUCGCAGCCCCGAAAGAGCUCAAGCUCGCGUUGAUCGGCAAGGAGAGGACGACACAGUUGCAAACACUGCUUAUAGGGGAGACAGUCCGGUGUCUUAGUUACGAGCCCACAGCCAAGAUGUUCGCCAUGGGCUGUGUCCGCCGCAUCAUGGAAAGCGGCACAGAAGCGCUGCUCAGCUCGGUCAAGAUUGCCGAUGAGGUCAGCUUCAAGGAGAUCGACUCUAUCGAGCUCGAGGAUAGCGAACUGGUCGAGUGCGUUAUUUCCACUGGCUCUUUCGAGACCGAAAACGAGUCGCAAGACUUCGGCGAGAUGUUCGUGGUAGGCACGAGUAUAUUGGAACAAGAUGAUUUGGGAAUGGAAGACCGCCUAAAGGGUCGAAUCAUCGUCUACGAAGUCAACAAGGAGAGGAAACUCAAGCAGGUGACUCAGAUCAGGGUUAAGGGCGCCUGUCGCAGUCUGGCAAUGUGUGAUGGCAAGAUUGUGGCCGGCUUGGUCAAGACGGUCGUUCUAUAUGGAUUGGUACCGUCAUCGACAAGAGGCGGCCACUCACUUGAACUGUCCAAGUUAGCCACCUACCGCACAUCGACGAACCCGCUUUCCCUGGCAAUCACACCUGCAACGUCAGACACACCCGCACAGAUUGCGGUUGCAGACCUGAUGAAGUCGCUAUCUAUUCUCCAAGUUGUUCCUCCGAACUCUACGAACCCAGAGUACAAACUGCGCGAGACGUCGCGACACUUUGCGACGGUGUGGUCGUCAGCCACCGCAGCCAUCGCGGAGAAUGAAUGGGUGGUAGCCGAUAUGGAGGGCAACCUCAUAACUCUCCGCCAGGGUACUCAGGAUGGCACCGAGGCCGACUACCGCCGCCGUCUGGAAGUUACUGGUGAAUUCCGUCUAGGAGAAGUGGUCAACAAGAUGGUCCCUCUGUCUUCGACACCAGCGCCGUCGCAGCACAAGUCCACAGGCAAAGACACAAAGAUGACGGAUGCCGAUGGUGGUGAGAUUGCCGGCAAACGAAGCCUCGAUCCCAAAAUGCCACGAGUUGGUCCGUUGGUGACACCACGGGCAUUCGCCGCUACGGUCGAAGGAGCUAUCUAUAUGCUCGCGACUAUCAACCCUGCAUACGUCAAUGUGUUGCUGCUUUUGCAAUCGGCGCUGGCCUCUCGUGUCCAAGCUCCGGGGUACAUGCCAUGGACGAAGUUCCGAGCGUGGAAGACCGAAGUCAUGGAGAAAGACGAGCCAUUCCGUGUUGUGGACGGCGAAAUGGUCGAGCAAGGACUUCUGGCGUUGGAUGACCAGCAGCUUGAGACGGUGCUGAGGGAGGGCGGAUUGAUGGAGCAGGCGCUCAAUGUGAGUGUCCAAGAAGCUCGAGCUUGGGGCGAUGAGUUGAGGCGGCUGUACUAGUUUUGUAGCCGCACCGUGUGUAGAAAGAGAAACUGGCACUUGAUAUGGUG